CUUAUGCUCAAGACUACAAGAGAGCUUAAAAAUACUGAACUAGAAAUCAAAAAGAUAAAAAAUCGAAUAGAUAAAUUCGAGAACGAUGAUAUAAAAAGCCGCAAUAGGGUGGAUCAAAAGAUGAAAACCCAGGUUUUUCGUUCCACAAUCCGGUCAGAUGCAUGGGAUCACCUUGAUGUAUAUUUCACCCAAAAAUCCUCAAUGCUACUAAGCGCAAAACAACGAGCUUCCACAUUACGAGAACUCCGGGACCACAACAAACAAGUACUGAAGGCAAGAAAAUAAGAAUCUCCUCAAAGUAACUCACCCCUUUAAAUAUAUUCAAAUCUAGGCUACUACUGAACAAAACAUGAAUGCCAAAUAAAGAACUUCUAAAAAGCAUCAGCGAUGUCAGGCAAGGAAUCUACUGGAAAAAUCGCCAAGUAAAAGACCUUGUAGAGCUUGAAGAGAGACAACAACUGGUGGCCAAGAAUCUGAGAAGAAAGAAAACAAUACACAGAACAAAACUAGAUUAUGCAGGAAGGAUUAGGGAUAAAUAGGGAAGUGGUUAACAGGAAUAAGAAGAUUAUUGAACAGCUUAGCAGGAAAGAGAAAGAAGCACUUUCGACAUUGAGAAGCACACUUCAUACAGAGAAUAAUUUUGAUGCUCAGCUGAAAUAUGAUGUGAAUGGGUGUCCGAAGCAGAAGGAGUUUAGUGAAAGGAACCAUAGAGAGUUCUUUCAGAGUAAUUAUAAAUAAGACUCUUAAGAAUUCAAGAAGUAGACCCAGAUCUGUGAGAAGCACUAGGAGUGCUAGAACUGCUAGGAGCGCUAGCUAUAACUCUAAAAGAAAUUCAAAGUUUACUCAGAAAAUGAUAAAUCUUAAUAACAGCUAUCAAAAGACUCCGAGACUCAAAGGAAUUUAUUAUGAUUACCAAGGAGUGCAAAAAAUUAAAAAGAAUACCCUUGUAAAAACAUCUCGUCCAAAUAAAAAGCUCCAAAAGAGAUUUCUGCAUGCAUAUUCUCAAAAGACAAGCGACAAAAUCAAUAAAAUCCUAAAAAAGUUACAAAAUAGUAAGAAGAAAUAUAAGUUGAUGCUACCAGUAAGCCCAAGGCCAUUCAACACGACGAAGCUUUCGAGCCCAAGAAGGACCCCUAGAAGAUUUAAUAUUUUUGAUAAAGUGUAA
This is a messenger RNA of Moneuplotes crassus, 1165 nucleotides long. NCBI's taxonomy places the organism in Eukaryota, Ciliophora, Spirotrichea, Euplotida, Euplotidae. The record is from the annotation of a GenBank genome assembly.